CCCUUAACAUGUUAUUUCAUCUUACUCAUCAUGUCUUGGCAAUUAUUGGCCCAAACCCGAUCGGUUACAAUGGAAUUGCCGUUUCACCCGAGGGCCCACCUUUAGGCACUUUGCACCAUACUACUGGAAGGGAAGCCGCAUACUCGAGUAGGAUCGGGCCGGAUCCGGGCAGCGGCAGUGAUCCCCUUUUGUAGGGGAAACCCUUUUAGAUGCCAUGCGCUUGGCGGCAAACCCUUUCGGAUACUUGUACCAUCGGCCGGGAAAUAUGCUAUCGAAAAUGUAAAACUUUUGCAACGAACAGCAAAAUAUUUACCCUCUCCACCUGUCCUUUUACCCCCCAAGAAUGCAAAUGAGUUGCGGGAGAUCCUGGAAAGAAAGGAAAAAUACAGAAAUACUUGCAGCCUUCUGGUAUUUUUAAAGAAAUUUCUCCACAAUCUGUUGAGAUGAACUGGGUAAUACUGAAGGUGUUUAGCAAUUUUUACAGAGUUCUUGGCAAGGUGUGAAACACCCAAAACAUACUACUUUCGAGCGAGAGCAGGACAACAUAGGAAGGCUAUCUGACUACUGUAUAGAUAUUUCUAAAAAUAUAACAACUGGCUUUUUUCAUUUUUCAUUUUUUCGCUUUACGGUAUCUUUCAAAUUUUGUUACAGUUUUGUGAUGGGCCGAAGAGGAGGUGAUUGUGUGCAAAGGUUUCACUCUUUCGAUGGCAUAUUUCCCGGUUAAUGGUAUCAUAUCCAAAAGGUUUACCCAAAAUAAUAUUUCACACGCUCAUAAUUUCUAUUUCGGCCCUGGGUACAAGUAUCAUACUUGUAUUAAGUUCCUACAGUUUCGCCUGACAACGGAUUUAUCCUCCCUGGAAAAGGGUCGUGUCAACCCUUGACUCUCGCCCGCUACCCAUCCAACACCAGUGAUGUACUCGUACCGCGACGCGGAUAGCACCUCCACACGCACAGCAAACUCCACAGCAUCACACCUGUCAUAUAAGAUUUCGAGCUGCGAAAGUUAGAUCGGGAAUCUGCAAAUAUUGUUGCCAUGGCUACCAUCGACGACGACCGCUUACCAUGGUUGUCGAGGUCUUCUACCGGCUAUGAUCUCUUCACCAAGACCCCGGAAAAUCCGACCUCUUACCCUUCACUGGUUACUGUUGAGGAUGAGGAGACUACGGUUGGGCCCAUGAGGGUUAUGGCCAAUAGAGGGACGGAGAUAUUUGUUGCGAGGGGGAAUGAAGUUCGGUGUGCUGACCUUCAGGAUUUGAAAGCGCGGUACACGCCCAAGGCUGGCACUCGGGAGGAUGGGCAUAGAGAGCAUAAGGUUUGUGCCCGGGUGUGAUGGGUUUGGGUUGGAAGGGCUGCUGACUGAGGAUGGCAGGUGCUGGAUAUUCCGGAGUUGGAUUUUGAAAUUCGCCAGCUGGAAAUCAGUCGGGAUGGGCUUCUGUUGGCCAUCAUUGGUGAGAAAGAGCUUGCGGUGUGUAUGCUUCCGGCGGAGGGCCUAGCGAGAGGAGAUGUUUCGAAACUGAGGGUUCCUGCGUAGGCUCCCCGAGGAUUGAGUCGAUUUUCGGCGUUGGCUAACAGAUUCUAGGUUUAACAUGGUCGGCUCGAAUUAUCAUAACUCUGAAAAAGGCUGCCGAAUUGUUCGAGCGAUAUGGCAUCCUCUCGGAGUCGAAGGUGCCUCGUUGGUGGUUUUGACUUCUGAGAGUAUUGUUAGGUUUGUCCAUUUCCUGCUCUAUUGUAUCGGAGUGCCGUGCUCACCACGGGUGUAGAACGUACGAUUUCACGAUUGGUCAUGAGUUUACGUUCGAGAUACCGGAUCAAACACUCGACCUUUAUACAUUGAGCGGGCGCGCACGCCAUGCCGGCGGUUUCUUUGCCGACGAAGAAGAGAUGGAGGCGGCUUCAUGUUGUUUUGGCGAUGGUCUUCAAGGAUGGAGACCGUUUACUCUGUACAUCCUCAUGAGAGGUGGAGAUAUCUACGCACUUACGCCCCUGGUUCCAAGCCGCUGGAAGGCUCCCCGCGAGUAUCUUCAAAACCUUUCGCUCGACAUUAAUUGUGGUCUUGAGAACCUUGAGGACGAUGUUACAAUGGAGGAAAAGUUGGUCCUUCGUCAACAGACCAAGUGGAUUAAUCAUGUCUUGAACCAGGAGGCCAAUAUUGGCGCUAUAUAUACUGGAUCUACCAUAUCUCCGCGGAAGAAGGCGUCGACAUGUUUGGUCCGUCCUGGCAUUGUUGGUCCUGCACCGCAGUUGCAGGGCCCUUUUUUGUUUCAGCCAGCACCACAGGAACUCUCCAUUGAUGAGUAUGGCUGCGACAUUUUCCACAUUGUGUCUCAUCCUGUUGGUGUUAUCGGGAUUUUGUUCUCAAAUGGAAAGGUCGAUGUUUGCUUGGAACCUGAGUCGCUGAAAGCCAAAUGGGUUGACAAGAGGAUUAGACAUAAAGAAUUGGGAGGUGAAUCCGGCCAAUCGACGCUGGGCCUCCCGGUCAUCUCGGGAUACGAGACCAUCGAUGUCGGGUUUUCGCCGGGAAGCAGUUCUUCAAAGAUUAGCUGGCCCGUCUUCUCCCCCGACCCGCAAUCCAACCAGGUAUGGUAUAUCAACCACAAUAUGGGCGUCGCAGCAAUCUCGAUGAAGGCGUGGUUAAGCAAGCUAGCUACGGUCCUGGACGGUGAUGAAGACGACGGAUUUGUUGCCAGAUCCAUGGAGAGGAAUCCACAAUCUACGGUCAAUAAGCCAAUCCAGAACAACAACAAGCCUCAAUCCCUCGCAAGGCCCAUAACCGGGAGCGUAGCAGUCUACGAAGCAUACCUCGGCUACAUCCUCAUCGCUGCUACAAAGACCAACUCCCAAAGCGUCGAAUUCGACGAUGUCCAAGGUCACACUUCUGGAGCCGAGUCAUCCUCAGUGGCCAUCAUACACUCACUCACACACCCCAAUCAAUCCCCCCCCUCCCGACAUCUGGCCCUUCGCGGCCACCAACGUCGCCCGUCCCUGCUGACACCCCACUUCACAUCCCCGCCAGAGCUAACAACCCCCAGCGCCCUCCACGCCCUCCUAAAGCCCACCAACCCACAGUACAAGCAACUCCUAGCGUCCCCCAUCCACUUCACUACCGAGACAAACGCCCUGCUGCGUGCCGCGCGUGAUACGCUCAAGACGGAAUACGACCGCAUAAUGGAGAUUGCGCAAGAAAUGUACGACAGGGCGGCAACCCAGCGCAUCGAAUUCCGCAAACAACUGGAAAGCAUACACAAAGCCAGCGAAACCCUCACUCGCAUACAGAACAAGGACGUGCGUGCGCGACUAGGCCACUUCCUGACUCGUCAGGAGGAACUACAAGCGCGCGCCGAUGAAGUUCUCAAAACCCUCAUCGUCAAGAACGAGCUUGGCGUUAGCGAUGCGGAGAAGAAGUGGUUUCGCGAAGUCGCCAAGGUCGAGGAGAGGAUUGGUGGCGGUUCGGAGAAAGGGCGGCAACAGGGGGAGGAGGGCGAACAGGAAGCGGAGGAGGAGGACUCGGGUACGCUGGCUGGAAGAAGGGAGAUUGUCGCUUGCUUGGUGGGACAGCUGUGUCCACUUGUUGACGAAGACGGAACGGGUACAAGCCCUGAAAGCCAUAGGGGGAUGAGGAUGGUUGUUUGCAGGGGUGAGGACGUGCCGGAGGAGGUUAGAAUGGGCAAACUACGGAUUUUAAGGGAGUUGUUGGAAAGGGAGUAUGUCUUCCCCCUCCGUCUUUGGCGUCACGGGAUGGGUGGAUAAUGAUCGCUAAUGAAUUGCAAAGGGACGUCCUCGUCAAAUCCGCCAAAAAGAAGCUGGAGAACUUGACCUUGGAGGCGGAAAGGGUUUAGUUGACACUUGUUUGGUUUGGUUUGGCCAUGAAGAGCGGACCGGGUUAGAUCCGGGGCCCUUUGUGUUCCCCGUUUCUGAGAAUCCUUGUUACUACGCUGCCCCCUGUACUAUAUACACAGUGUGGAAUCGCGUUUCUUUUCUCUCCUUUGCUGUUCCUCUUCAUAACCUGAUUCUCGAGAUGCCGGGCGUUGCGUUUCAUCUCCUUCCAUUACAUUACGGGGUUUUCAAGUUUCGGUGUGUGCUAGUACUGUACUGUAGGUAAUUUAUGAUUUCUUAUAUCCAUAAAUAAACUCUGACUAUGGGGGAGGGGGUUUCUUUCUUUCCUGUCCAAGACUAUGGCACCUGUUGAUAUCCCGCGAUCCGCCAAAUUGUGGAGUCUUGCUCUGUGGGGAUCUUUCCUCUGGGCAAUUUGCCGUAUUUCUGUCCCGGUGUGUGGAGUGAUUCUCUUUGGUUAGCUGUUAUUGUUCCCGUCGGUAAUGUGGGGUCUUGUGAUGUGGGAAAGAGUCUUUUUUUGGGGGGAGAGGUGGGGGUGCAUUGCUUGUUUGAGAUUUUCUCAUCGCUUUACUCUCCCGGUCCGCGUGGGUAUGGUACUUUGUUGUCGGGUAAGGAGGGAGCAGCCAUGGCAGAGGAAAAAGGGGAG
This is a messenger RNA of Tuber aestivum (summer truffle), 4477 nucleotides long. The record is from the annotation of a GenBank genome assembly. Lineage: Eukaryota; Fungi; Ascomycota; Pezizomycetes; Pezizales; Tuberaceae.